CAUUUCUGCGAAGUUUCUUCUUAAAAUGUGAUUUAAAAACUAAACCUAACCGUAACUCAAAACUUAACCGCAUUGCUAACCUUGUGUCCUAACCUUAAAUUAAGAAGAAAAGCAACAACCAAAAAAUCAGACAUUUUUUACGAUAUAAACCAUUUCGACUUUGUGGCUGUGCUAUCUAGUGGACACUGGAUUUUUUGAGGCAUCAUUUUCACACGACUCAAUCAAAACGUUUUCAGACACCUAUAAGUUAGCUAACUAAAAUAAGCUAUGCAUAUUUACUUCUGUGGCAGUAUUCGUGGAGGAAGACAGGACGUGGUUAUUUAUCAGAAAAUUGUGCAGAAACUACAGAAAUAUGGACAAGUUCUGACGGAGCACGUGAGUCACUGUGAUCUGUCAGAGAAAGGAGAGGAUGCUGUGCAGGACGGCGACACAUUUAUCCAUGACCGAGAUAUGGAAUGGCUUAUGAUGUCUGAUGUGAUAAUAGCUGAAGUGACACAGCCCUCUCUUGGAGUUGGGUAUGAGCUGGGAAGGGCACUGGACAUGCACAAGAAGAUCCUCUGUCUUUUCCGGCCCUCCUCUGGGAAAUCACUGUCUGCCAUGAUCAGAGGGGCGGUUGACGGGUCCCUGUUCCAGGUGCGAGACUACAAAGAGGAGGAGGUGGAGGGCAUCCUGGAAGAAUACUUCAACGGACUCGUCAAAGUCUGAGACGGUCUAACUGCACAUCUAUGGUGCCUUCAAAAGUAUAAGAAGAGAUAUGGUUAUGAUUCCCACUUUGUUGAUCUACAAGUUUCUCAGUUAAGGCCCUAUGUUUGUCAAAAAUGAUUAUGAAUCCAUUUUUUUGUAGAGAUUGUAUAGAUAUGACAUGUUUUGAAUACAUUUUCUACAUACACCUUGUCUUUUUACUGAUUUCAUAUCAGUUUGUUGAAGGCUUAUAAAGCUAUAUCAUAAGGUCACA
Molecule: messenger RNA, 955 nt
Organism: Salmo salar (Atlantic salmon)
Lineage: Eukaryota; Metazoa; Chordata; Actinopteri; Salmoniformes; Salmonidae
Gene: dnph1
Product: 2'-deoxynucleoside 5'-phosphate N-hydrolase 1
Biological process (GO): deoxyribonucleoside monophosphate catabolic process
Cellular component (GO): nucleus
Molecular function (GO): 5-hydroxymethyl-dUMP N-hydrolase activity
Source: RefSeq, a predicted model, not a curated record